Trichomonas vaginalis G3 is the source of this 3756-nucleotide messenger RNA. RefSeq lists its product as uncharacterized. The record is from RefSeq and is a predicted model, not a curated record. Bases 1 to 3756 code for a protein of 1251 amino acids. The transcript has a single exon. NCBI's taxonomy places the organism in Eukaryota, Parabasalia, Trichomonadida, Trichomonadidae.
AUGAAUCGUAACUUUUUUCAACCUCAAAUCAAUCGUCCAGGUCAGCAAAAUCAAAAUCAAUAUCAAUAUAAUAGACAACCUAUUCAAUCUACAGCUUUGGCGCCAAUUGCGAUAAAUUUGACAACAACAAAAACAGAAAUUCCUGCAGUAUUACCACGAGUACCACAUGCAACUGUUAUGGAUCCAUCUUCUUUCAUGCAAAGAGUUGCAAGUGUUGAUCAAGUUGUAGGAAACAUUUCGACCGCAAUUUCUCAAUCAAUGGCAGUAUCUAGCGCACUCGAAGGGAGUAUGAUUCCACAAUUAAAUUCGCAAAUUAAUCAAUUACGAGCAGAUAUCGAACAUAUUUCAUCAGCCGAAGUAAUAACGGCUUCAAGAAAGCUCUUAGAAGCUUCAAAAGCUAACAGAGUUCUAGUUGAUCAAUCAGCACAACAAGUUUCAAACGAAAUCGGAAAUACGAGAGAAAGAAUUACUGAAGCAAAUUCUGCAAUUUCCCAAUUUACUCAGAUGUUCAAUGAGUUUUCUGCAACCACAAAAGCUACAUGUGUUACUGCUAAAGGCGAUCUUUCUCGUCAAAAACAAUCGGCUGAUGGUACAUUACAAAGAAUAGAAGCUUUAGUUGCUCGUGUUACAAAAAGUGCUGGAGAUACAUUGCAAUUAUCACGUCAUUUCGAACAAUCUGAUCAAGGAGCUAUGCAAUCUUUCGGAUCUUUACAAAACAGUAUGAACGGAACAUUAAAUUCAAUAUCAAGACAGUUAGGAGAUGAAGUUAGAAGCGAAAGUGAAGCACGUGUUGUAACAUCAAAUGCUUUGAGUUCUCAAGUUCAUGAAGUCAAUCAAAGAGCAACAAAUUCUAUAUCAGCAUUAAAUAACAUCAUUGGAGAAUUAACAAGAAACUUUUCUCAGUUACUUGGAGGAAUUUCCAGUUCGAUUUCAUCAGCAAUUGAUCAAACAGUUAAUGAUUGCGAAAGUUUGACAUCUGAUGUUUCACAAAGAUGUGAUCAAAUUUUAUCAGAAAGUGAAGCAAAUUUCGGAUCAAUAAGAACUGAAUUAAUUACAACAAUUUCUGAUAUAAAAGAAGGAACUGUUAAUGCAUUAAGUUUGUUGGAAUCAACAUUGAUGGACGAAUCGAAUGCAAGGAAAAAGAAUUCACAAGAAAUCAAAGAAAAAUAUCAGCAUUUCAUGGACGCGAUAAAGAAAGAAGGUGUUGUACAAAGGAAAGCAAUGGAAGAUAUGGCAAAUGAAGCCGAAUCAAGAGGAAGAACACAUAUUGCUAAUAUUGGAGAUGGCGUUGCGAAUAAUUUACGACCAAUGUUUGAAAAUGCAAAAAGAUUGGAAGAAAUUGACAGCCAAUUAACUCAACUUGAGGGAGUUAUGCAGAUAUUGACUGGCCAAUUCACACAAUCAAUCUCAAAUUUAGGUAAUAAUUUAACAGAUUUACAAAACAAAUAUAAAAUGAUGAAAGAAGAUAUUGAUACAGGAUUUAAAGAAUGUGAAUCCAAAUUAAACGUUGUUUCUGAUCCCAAACUAAAUGAAAAUGCUUGUUUGAGAGAAGAAAUGCAUAAGUUUAGUGGAAUUUUCGAUGCAGAUGUCGAUGGAAAAUUGGAUGAUAUUGAAAACCAAUUAUCGGUUAUCUUGGCAAAUAUCGCGGAAAUAACACUUGGAUAUCCUGUCAAACCUCCUCAGCCAAUACCUAACAAGAAACAUAAAACAACUAUUCCUACAUUCGAAUUCACAAAGCCAACAUUUAGUUCUUCUCAGCCUGUGAAAUUACCACCUCCUCCGCCACAAGAAAAUCAAACAGCUGUAAGAACAUUAUCAAUGACAACUGCUCCUCAAGCAAGUAUUGUUUCGGAGCCUCCUAAACCAUUAAUUCUUUCAGAAACUGUAUCAACAGAAACACCAAAGAAUGAACCUGAAUCUCCAAAGGUAGAAGAAGAACCUAAAUCUGAAGAAGUUGAAGAGAAAGAACUUGGAAAAUUGGAUGAACAACAGAACUUGAGAUCUUCUGGAUUAGUUUUCAAUCCAAAUGAUUUCGUUAUUGACUUGAAGCCUAAAUCACCAGAAAAAACGCCAACUCCAGUUUUGUCUCCCGGAGAUAUGGUUGUUGGAGAUGAUUUAGACAGCGAAGAAUCAAAACUAGAAUCAUCAAGAUCAUUAAAGUCAACAGAAUCACUCAAAUUACAAGUUCACGAUUUAGCAAAGAAAUCACUCGAUCAAGCAGUUGAAGAACAAACAUUAGUUAAAGAAGAAGAACAGAAAUUAGAAUCAUCAAGAUCUUUGCAAUCAACAGAAUCACUUAAGCUUCAAGUUCAUGAUUUAGCAAAGAAGUCCCUUGAUGCUGCUGUUGGAGAACAAACAUUAGUUAAAGAAGAAGAAAAAUUACCAAAUCCAAUUGUGCAUAUUGAAGCUCCUGUUAAUAAAGAGGAAGAUGAAAUACCUAAGGCAAAGAUUUCUGCAAGAAGAAGUCCAAAGGCAUCUCCUCGAAAGUCGCCAAGAAUUUCACCAAGAAUUGCUGCUCCAUUAAUGAUAAAUCCAGGUGGAUUGAGGAACAGCAUAGAUAAGCCAAUUCCACCAGAGCCUGCCCCUGCUAAUCCUGAAGUUGCUCAAGCAAGAAACUUCGAAAAUCCGCAACCUCAGCAACAAAUUGUUGCAGACAAUGUUGAAGACAAGCAGGAACCAACAGUUGAUGAACUUCUUAAAGAAGAACCACCUAAGGAAGAAGAAGAGAAACAUGAAGAACCUCCCAAGGAGGAAGAAGAAAAGAAAGAAGAACCUCCUAAGGAAGAAGAAGAGAAGAAGGAAGAGCCACCUAAGGAAGAAGAAGAAAAGAAGGAAGAACCUCCUAAGGAAGAAGAAGAGAAACAUGAAGAGCCACCUAAGGAAGAAGAAGAGAAACAUGAAGAGCCACCUAAGGAAGAAGAAGAGAAGCAUGAAGAGCCACCUAAGGAAGAGGAAGAAGAAGAAGAGAAGAAAGAAGAGCCUCCUAAAGAAGAAGAAGAGAAACAUGAAGAGCCACCUAAGGAAGAAGAAGAGAAGAAGGAAGAACCUCCUAAAGAAGAAGAAGAGAAACAUGAAGAGCCACCUAAAGAAGAAGAGAAGAAGAAGGAAGAGCCACCUAAGGAAGAAGAAGAAAAGAAGGAAGAACCUCCUAAGGAAGAAGAAGAAAAGAAGGAAGAACCUCCUAAGGAAGAAGAAGAGAAACAUGAAGAGCCACCUAAAGAAGAAGAGAAACAUGAAGAGCCACCUAAAGAAGAAGAGAAGAAGAAGGAAGAGCCACCUAAGGAAGAAGAAGAGAAGAAGGAAGAACCUCCUAAGGAAGAAGAAGAGAAGCAUGAAGAGCCACCUAAGGAAGAGGAAGAAGAAGAAGAGAAGAAAGAAGAACCUCCUAAAGAAGAAGAGGAAGAGAAGAAGGAAGAGCCACCUAAGGAAGAAGAAGAGAAACAUGAAGAGGAAGAUAAGAAAGAAGAAGAAGAUAAGAAAGAGGAGGAAGAGGAAGAUAAAAAAGAAGAAGAUAAGAAAGAGGAGGAAGAGAAACAUGAAGAGGAGGAAGAAAAGAAAGAAGAAGAGGAAGAAGAAGAAAAGAAGGAAGAAGAAGAAGACAAGAAAGAAGAGGAAGAGGAAGACAAGAAGGAAGAGGAAGAAGAGGAUAAGAAAGAAGAGGAAGAGAAAAACGAAGAGGAGGAAGAAGAAGACAAAAAUGAGGAAGAGGAUGAUAAUGAAGAAGAAGACAAGAAAAAGUCAAAGAAAUCAAAAUAA